Messenger RNA from Auanema sp. JU1783, 3591 nucleotides. The record is from the annotation of a GenBank genome assembly. NCBI's taxonomy places the organism in Eukaryota, Metazoa, Nematoda, Chromadorea, Rhabditida, Rhabditidae.
AUGAAUGGAGAUGUUAAAAAAGAAGAACUUGAAUUGAAAGAAGAGACGAGUGAGACUGUUGAAGCGAAACCAGAAAAAACGGAAAAAAAUGAUACAAGUGAUCUCAAAGAGACAGUUGAACCUACCGAGGCCAAAGAGCCAAGCGGUACCGAAGUAAUUAAAUCUCCUAAAGUAGAAGGAGAAGAUGAAGACAGCGAGGAGGAUGCUCUUGCACCCAAUGAGAAUGUUGAAGUUAAACCUCCUCCUCAGGUUGAUGUGAAACAAUUACAUAGUAAUCCUGAUUUCGCAUCCAUAUGUAGUUUUUUCAAUAAGUUUGGAGCAAUGAUUGGAUUCAAACCUAUGUCGUUUCCUAAGUUAGAAAAUAUGCUCACAACGUUCGAUGAUCAAGGAAGAAUUAGCAAAGAGUUGAUCGAUUUGCAUCUAGCCUUGAUGCGUCGUUUACGGAUGAGCUCUAUUCGCUUCGAAACUUGGGAAACUUAUUUGAAGAAGUUUCUAGAAAUAAGUGAAGGUACUAGUACUGAACUUCUGCAGCUCGAGAGAUAUGGCUAUGUCCACCUACCCGUUUCAACAAAGAUACUGAUUUUAAAAUAUUUAUGUGACGCACAGUUCGAUUUCAACCCUCGGCUGAAAGAAAAUAUGGUAGCAGCUUGUAAAGCUGUUGAUUUGCGUCUCAUACCUGUCGGAAUGGAUAAGAAUGGUUUCUCUUAUUGGUUUCAACAAGACGUGGAGUAUAACAUCCGCGUAUAUACCGAAGAACCUGAUGAUUUGAGUGGCGUUACUUGGAGUUUAGUAGUUAACACUCCUGAGGAUCUAAUCAAUUUAAUAGCCCGUCUGAAGAAAGAGGAUUUAGGGUAUGUGAAGAAGGAGCCGACGAAGAAGGAGAAAGAGAAAGAAGAGGCCAGAAAAGCUCAGCAAGAGGAAGGGCUCAUUCAAAUGACUACCAAAAAAGGAACCUUCUUAGAUACUUGCUAUGAUGAUGCCUCUGUUAAGAAAAUGCGUGAAGACCUUAUUAAGCAGAAAGAAGAAAGAAAACAGAGAAGAGAAAAGAAGCAACAGGAGAGUGAAAAUGAAGAAGAGGAAGAAGAGGAAGAGGAGAAGCAACCAGAAGAGCAAGAAGAAGAAUUGGAUCGCCGAAUGAUGCCUCGUCGUAGUGCCGCUAGUAAAGCUGUUUCUAAUUUAAAGAAAUUUGCCACUACUCCUCGAAAAAGUAGUGGUCCUCGUAAGAAGAAAGAAGUAGAAGAGGCAGAUGAUGAAGAAAAGAAGUCUGCAUCGGGCUCUGAGUCAGGAUCUGAAGAAGAUGAAGAGGAGGAUGAAUUCCAAUCGGAGGAAGAUAAUAAUGACGAAGAUGACGAUGAUGAUGAAUUCCGACCUAAGAGUGAGAAGAAAAAGAAAGGAAAGAAGAGAAGAAGAAAGAAGAAAGUUGAAUUGGACGAUGACGACGAUGACGACGAUUCUGAUGAAGAUGAGGAACCAAAAGAAAGAAAGUUGGCUACCGGUGACUCUGCAUGCGGGCAAUGCAAGAAAAGUUCUGAUUGGGACGUUUUACUUCUCUGCGAUGUUUGUGACGAUGCGUGGCACACAUAUUGUUUGAAACCUAUGUUAUGGUUUGUGCCUGACGGUGAUUGGUUCUGUCCAAAAUGUGUUCAUGGCAUGCUUAUCGAAAGACUUGAAGAGGUGGAAAAAUGCUUGGAUGGUCAUUUGAAAAAGAAAAUGGCAGAAGAUCGAAGAAAGAAAGCAGCAGCUGAUAGAUUACGUAGGGAAAUGGAGUAUAUUGGUGUUUCUUUGAACAAUAUCAUUCCAACAACGAUGAAACAAGCUCAACCAUCCUCAAGCUCCUCAUCGGAUGAAGAUGAUGGACAAAGAAGAAGUAAACGUAAAGCCGUGAAGAGAAUAGCCCCACGAUCGAAAUUCCAAAUGGAAGUGAUCCAAACUAUUGCUGAAGGACGCUCUCGGCGUCGAACAAAGCAUGUGGACUACAAUUUCUCUGAGUAUGAUUCGAUGAUACACGAAGCCUGCACCGAAUUAGGAGACUCUGCACAAAAAGAAGCAGAGCCAGGUCCUGCUGGAGUAGUGAGACCUACAGGAGGUGCAGGGAGAGGAAAGGAUAUGGCUAAUAUACUGGAAGCUGAAAAAAUUAGAAAAGGAAGUGUUGAGGGUGAUGAAGACGACGAAGUUGAACGCCAACUAGGGAAACCAGCACGGUCUCAGGCCAAGCCCAAAAGGAAGUUGAACGAUUUGGACAUAGACAAUAGGGAGGAGAGUGAUUCUGAAGAGUAUCAAGCGAAUGAAUCCGACGAGGAAGUAGCAGAUGAGGAAGAAGCAUUGUCAGGAUCCGAUUAUGUCCCUUCAGAUGAGCAGAGGAGGACUAGAAGGUCGGGAACACGAGCUGCUGGCUUCCGAGAGUAUGGUCCCACGCAGAGUGACGAAGAUUUUGUUGUGUCCGGAUCUGAGGACAGUGACUUCGGUUAUAGAGGAAAGAAAAGGAAGAUAGAAAAGCGGAAAAUUAAGAAGAAGAAGGGACGAUGGAAUGGCUCCGAUUCAGAAGAAUCCGAUAACUACUCUGACGAUUCAGACUAUGGACCUCAAAAGAAAAAAGAAAGAGAAAAAGCAAAGAAAGCAAAAUAUUCUUCAUCAGAAGAUAAUGAAGAUGAAGAAGAACUUGAGCUUCCUUCUGAAGAUGAUGAAGAUGUACCAAGAACCGAAACUGGAAGACCUAUGCGGAAGGCUGUCGUGAAAGCAAAAACAACGAAGGAAAGUGAUGACGAAUUGGAUGAAGAUGAAGAAGAAGAAGAGGAAGAGGAAGAAGAACUCAAGAAAAAAGAGGAAAGACCUGUUGGAGCACUGGAUAGAAGUGAACGCAAUCCUCCUGAUAACUCUGAUGAUUCUGAAGAAGAUUUCAAGCCGGAUGACGCCGAAGAGGAAGAAGACGAAGAAGAAGAUGAAGAGGAAGAAGUUAUUCUUAAAGAAACCCCGAAAGUGAAGAAAACUUCCGAAGAAAAGGAUGACUUUAACCAAGCCAAGAAAAGAAAACCUUUAGAUGAGGAUGUGUCUGAACCAUCAUUGAAACGUGUGAAAGAGAACGUCCCAGACGUCAAAAAGAAUGAGCCGGUAGUUGCGGCAAAGCCUAUUCCUUCUGUUGCGAGUUCAAUUCCCAGUCAACAACCAGUUCAAACAACCUCUCCUAAAAAUGUUAAAAUUACUGCGCCUGUGCCGGUCACUCAAGCUGCUCCAUCUAGGAACGAGGUGGAGAUGGAACUUCCUCACCCAAUAGCGAAACCAAAAGUUUUGCCUCCAAAACCUAUUCCUCAAGGACCUCCAAACUAUGGUGUUCCUGGACCCUAUAUGAACCAUUAUUAUCAAGGACCUCCUGCUAAUAUGCCUCCUUAUGGCCUACCUCCCGCACCUUACAACCCGUAUGCUCCUCCAGCUGCUCAUUGGCAGCAACCACCGCCAAAUUUGUAUGGACCUCCUCCUGCAACUGCACUACCUCAUAAUCCGUAUGCUCCUGUUCCUGUACCUAACCCGUAUAGCCAGUCAACUUCUCAAGCACCCCCUGGUGGAAGCAACCUAAACGAUCUACAAUCUUUGUAA